CUACAUCAACGAAAGAGAGAGAGAGAGAGAAAGAAAUAAUGAAUGCGUCUAUGCGCAGUGUCUGUGCGCAGUAAGUCAGGCGAGCACCGCGUCCUGGUGGUGGUGUAGCUGGUGGUGUAGCUGGUGUAGCUGGUGGUGUUGUUGCCGCCAUAGCAGCCGCAGACGUCAUCGCCUCCGAUCCUUUCAGCACCGGACAGCGACCGGAGCCCCGCGCAGCCGCACGUACGGCGGUGCGGCCCUUUCUCGGGCGAGGGCGAUGCGCGUCUAGAUGACAUCACCACAGCCACUGGACUGAUUUAGCGGCGCCACACCCCCUCCUCCUCCUCCUCCUCCUCCUCCUCCUCCUCCCCCCCCAGCAGGCACCAUGGGGAACCGAGGCAUGGAGGAACUGAUCCCGCUGGUGAACAAGCUGCAGGAUGCCUUCAGCUCCAUCGGCCAGGCCUGCAACCUGGACCUGCCGCAGAUCGCCGUGGUGGGGGGACAGAGCGCAGGCAAGAGCUCCGUGCUGGAGAACUUUGUGGGCAGGGACUUCCUGCCCCGUGGGUCCGGCAUCGUCACCCGCAGGCCUCUGGUCCUGCAGCUCAUCAGUGCCAGUGCAGAGUGGGCCGAGUUUCUCCACUGCAAAGGGAAGAAGUUCACCGACUUCGACGAGGUGCGCCAGGAGAUCGAGGCGGAGACGGACCGAGCCACCGGCGGCAACAAGGGCAUCUCUCCCGUGCCCAUCAACCUACGCGUCUACUCCCCCAACGUUCUCAACCUGACUCUCAUCGACCUGCCGGGCAUCACCAAGGUGCCGGUGGGAGACCAGCCCGCCGACAUCGAGCAGCAGAUCAGGGAAAUGAUCAUGCAGUUCAUCACCAGGGAGAGCUGCCUGGUCCUGGCCGUCACACCUGCCAACUCUGACCUCGCCAACUCCGACGCCCUCAAACUGGCAAAGGACGUUGAUCCCCAAGGUCUGAGGACGAUCGGAGUCAUCACCAAACUGGACUUGAUGGACGAGGGCACAGAUGCCCGUGACGUGCUGGAGAACAAGCUGCUGCCUCUGAGAAGAGGCUACAUUGGGGUGGUGAACCGCAGUCAGAAGGACAUCGAUGGAAAGAAAGACAUCAAGGCAGCUCUGGAGGCGGAGAGGAAGUUCUUCUUCAGCCACCCGUCUUACAGGCACAUGGCGGACAAGAUGGGGACCCCCCGCCUGCAGAGGGUCCUCAACCAGCAACUGACCAACCACAUCCGAGACACCCUGCCAGCCUUCCGCAGCAAGCUGCAGUCCCAGCUGCUGGCUCUGGACAAGGAGGCGGAGGAAUACCGGGGAUACCGCCCGGAUGACCCGUCCCGCAAAACCAAGCAGCUCUUGCAAAUGGUGCAGCAGUUCUCCGUGGACUUUGAGAAGAGGAUCGAGGGCUCAGGAGACCAGGUGGACACGGUGGAGCUGUCGGGUGGAGCCAAGAUCAACCGCAUCUUCCACGAGCGCUUUCCCUUCGAACUGGUCAAGAUGGAGUGCGACGAGAAGGAGAUGCGUCGUGAGAUCAGUUACGCCAUCAAAAACAUCCACGGAAUCAGGUGGGGGAACCGGCAGAUGCUGGGGGUCUUGUGGGCAGACCUGCAUGUUGCCAUGGUGAAGCAGACUACUCUGGCCUCUGCUUGCUCGCUGAACGGAGCAAAACGCCGCAGGAUCUCUUUGAUGGUCUGGCCCUGUGGCAGGAAGUCAGCAGCCCUCACUCCCAGGAGCGCCGGCAACAUCAACAGUCUUGGAACUUUCCCCACACACCUUCUGCCAGAGUGGUCCAAGGAGUGGUCCAAGGAGUGGUCCAAAGAGUGGUCCAAAGAGUGGUCCAAGGAAUGGUCCAAAGAGUGGUCCAAGGAGUGGUCCAAGGAAUGGUCCAAAGAGUGGUCUAAGGAGUGGUCCAAAGAGUGGUCCAAGGAGUGGUCCAAGGAAUGGUCCAAAGAGUGGUCUAAGGAGUGGUCCAAAUAG
Molecule: messenger RNA, 1972 nt
Organism: Nerophis ophidion (straightnose pipefish)
Lineage: Eukaryota; Metazoa; Chordata; Actinopteri; Syngnathiformes; Syngnathidae
Product: dynamin-2-like
Exons: 12
Coding region: 365-1972 (535 amino acids)
Cellular component (GO): microtubule; cytoplasm; membrane
Molecular function (GO): GTP binding; microtubule binding; GTPase activity
Source: RefSeq, a predicted model, not a curated record